Vitis riparia (riverbank grape) is the source of this 1913-nucleotide messenger RNA. Its product is annotated as ran-binding protein M homolog. The transcript is spliced from 10 exons. NCBI's taxonomy places the organism in Eukaryota, Viridiplantae, Streptophyta, Magnoliopsida, Vitales, Vitaceae. Bases 180 to 1544 code for a protein of 454 amino acids. Gene Ontology annotation, cellular component: cytoplasm. Gene Ontology annotation, biological process: cytoskeleton organization; cell surface receptor signaling pathway. Gene Ontology annotation, molecular function: protein binding. The record is from RefSeq and is a predicted model, not a curated record.
AUCAUCUGACGAGCAAAGAUUCCUCUGCCUAACACUCUUUUCUCUUUCCUUCCCUUUCCAUCAAUCCAAACACCGAAAUCUGCUUUCUUGAAACACUGUUCCCAUUUUCUUCUGAAAACCUAGGGUUUUAGAUCUCUCAGGUCAGCUUUUCUUCUCAUGAAUCUCUGAUUCCCACAAAAAUGUUGAACGACAACAGCCAAGAUCUCGCCACCCACUUCCUCAAGCUCUCUCGUCUUGGCUCGACGCGCUCCGCCAUGGAUGUCGACGACGACGACGACCGGGAGGAGCCUCCCACGGAGCUCAACACCAUCAACAGCUCCGGCGGGUUCUUGCUGGUGUCUCCGGACAAGCUGUCGGUGAAGUACCCCACCGUCCAUAUGCACGGCCACGACGUGGGAGUUGUCCAAGGGAAUCGGCCGGCGCCGGUGAAGCGUCUCGUGUACUAUUUCGAGAUUCACGUGAAAAGCGCAGGCGUGAAGGGGCAAAUUGCCAUUGGAUUCACCUGCGAGGGUUUCAAGAUGCGGAGGCAGCCCGGCUGGGAACAAAAUAGUUAUGGAUAUCAUGGGGAUGAUGGACUGUUAUAUCGAGGACAACCAAAGGGGGAGGCUUUUGGCCCAACCUAUACAUCUGGUGAUACAGUUGGCGGUGGUAUUAACUAUGCUACACAGGAGUUUUUUUUCACUAAAAAUGGGGCGGUAGUGGGAACAACGCGCAAGGAUGUGAAGGGUCGCUUAUAUCCUACAGUUGCUGUUCACAGUCAAAAUGAGGAGGUUACUGUCAACUUCGGGGCAGAUCCAUUUUGUUUUGAUCUCAAGGCAUAUGAAGCUCAAGAGCGAAUGAAGCAACAAGUGGCGAUUGAAAAAAUAUCUUUGCCACCAAAUCUUAGUUAUGGAGUUGUUCGUUCCUACUUACUGCACUAUGGCUAUGAAGAUACACUAAAUUCAUUUGACUUGGCUGGCAAAAGUAAUGUUCCUCCAAUCUCUUUAGAUCAAGGAAGUGGCUCCAAUGAAGAAGGUCGCAUGUAUGCAUUGAGUCAAAGGAAGGUUCUUCGCCAGCUAAUCAGGAAAGGGAAAAUUGAUGCCGCACUUGGUAAACUUGGUGAAUGGUAUCCUGAUAUUGUUCAGGAUGAUAAAUCAGCUACUUGCUUUCUGCUUUACUGCCAAAAAUUUAUAGAACUAGUUCGGGUUGGAGAGUUGGAGGAGGCUGUGUCAUAUGGAAGGACUAAAUUGGCAAAAUUCUUUGAGUUACCAGGUUUUGAGGAGCUAGUUCAGGACUGUGUUGCAUUACUGGCAUAUGAACAACCUCAUAAGUCCGUGGUUGGAUAUCUUCUUGAAGAUUCACAGAGAGAGGUUGUGGCUGACACAGUUAAUGCCAUGAUCCUGCUAAGAAAUCCCAAGGUGACAGAUACACAAGUUUGCUUGCGUUCAGAUCUUGAGAAGUUACUCCGGCAGCUAACUGCUUCCUGCUUGAUGAAGAGGCAACUGGAAGGGGAUCAAGGUGAAGCUUUCCAUCUGCACAGGGUACUGAACAGCGGUGACGAGUAAGUGAGGGUUGAUAUUUUCAUCACCGAUCUUCCACCUUGUUAAUAGGGCCGUUUUUCCUUUCUCCCUAAACUGCAUUACAAACGAUCAGAUUUGUUAUUAGCUCUGGUAACACUGAAUAGAGCCCCCCUUCAUGUCUUCACAAUAAUGCUUCAUUCCCUUACAUAACUGGGGGUGUUCUCUAUCUGCCUGCCUGUCACUUGAAACCUCACAAAUUCAAUCGUGAAUGAAAAUCCCUACUUGAACUCAACAGCCAUUUCUCUACUUAGUACUUCCGAAUAUUGAAUAUCUACAUACCGUGACUGACAUGUGUAUAUAUCAAGUAUGUCUCGGUUUUUUCAUAUAUUCAGUUUGAAGAUAACUUUCAGAAUU